Ustilaginoidea virens is the source of this 483-nucleotide messenger RNA. RefSeq lists its product as uncharacterized. The record is from RefSeq and is a predicted model, not a curated record. The coding region runs from base 1 to 483 and encodes 160 amino acids. The transcript has 2 exons. NCBI's taxonomy places the organism in Eukaryota, Fungi, Ascomycota, Sordariomycetes, Hypocreales, Clavicipitaceae.
AUGCCCUCGGACCGUCAGCCAGCCGUCCACAAAGUCAGUCGCGGCGGCGCAGGCAACUUCUAUCCCGUGGACAAGGCAGACGAGACAGCAGCCGAAAAGGAUAUUCGGCGACAAGACCCCGUCGUCACUGCUGCCGCCGCGUGUCGCGCGCAGUCGCCGCCCAAUGUCCGCACCGGUCGCGGAGGAGCAGGCAACUUUGUCGACCAGUCCCAGCGUCCCGACGCCGCGGAGGAGGAGCGCCUGUCGAGACAGGUCGCCGCGGCUGUGAGUUCGGGUCUCGGCAGGAAUCCCCAGCGGAUGAUGGGUGGUCGCGGCGGGGCGGGCAACUGGACGGGUGAGAAGCAGCAGGCGUCUGCAGAGCAGAGCCAAGGAGAGGAGAGCAAGACGGAGCAGUUGGAGCGGAGAGUCCUCGAGGCCGUGGAGAAGGGGCUGACGGUUCCGGGCAGAGUCCAUCAUGCGAGGGAUAAAGACGUCAACAGGUAG